ACCAACUUUCAUUUUCGUAACAACAACACGACCACCACGCUUACAACCCACGUCUUCUCCAAUCCUCCAUACUAACACCACACCACUCUCUCUCCACCAUUACUCAACCUCCAUUUCCCCCUCCUCAAGCUCACUCUCUCAUCAACAAUGGCGUCCUCUCCUUCUUCUUCCACCUCCUCCUCUUUCGACGAAUUCGACGACGAUUCCUUCGAGCACACUCUCCUCGUAGUCAGAGAAGUCUCCAUCUUCAAGAUCCCUCCUCGUUCAACCUCCGGCGGGUACAAGUGCGGCGAAUGGCUCCAAUCCGAUAAGAUCUGGUCCGGCCGUCUUCGCGUCGUUUCCUGCAAAACUCGCGCCGAAAUUCGACUCGAAGAUCCGAUUUCCGGCGAUCUAUUCGCCGCUUGUUUCGUUUACCCUGGCCUUCGCGAUCAAUCGGUUGAGCCUGCGCUCGAUUCUAGCCGUUACUUUGUGCUUAAGAUCGAGGAUGGAACUGGUAAGCAUGCUUUCAUAGGGUUAGGGUUUGCGGAACGUAAUGAAGCUUUUGAUUUCAAUGUUGCGUUGUCUGAUCAUGAGAAACACGUUAAAAGAGAGAGUGAGAAAGAGGUUUCUGCUGCUACUGAUGGUGAUGAGAAUUCUAUUGAUAUCCACCCUGCUGUUAAUCAUAGAUUAAAGGAAGGUGAAACCAUUCGGAUAAAUGUGAAGCAUAAACUGGCGAGCGGAACAGGUAUGCUUUCUUCUGGGAAUAAGUCUGUGGGGCUUGCUCCACCACCAAAUGGGUCUGGUAACCCAAAACCUUUGGGCCUUGCUCCACCUCCAAGUGGGCCGGGGAAGAUUCGUUCAGUACUUCCACCUCCACCAAAUGACCCUGCUAUCACUAGGAUGACUUCUAAUCCCAAAGGCUCAAAGGAAAGUGCAAGACAUGCUGUGGACCCUUUGUCUGAUUUUUCACAACUUGAGAGGAAUCUUCCUUCUAAAACUGGAUCUGGGACAACAAAUGUGAGUGCUGCUGGGUGGGCUGCAUUUUGAAUGUGUAACUCCAUCUCCAUUGUUGUGUACUACAUAUUAUGUAUUACUAUUAGAAUGUUGUUUACAAGACGAGAGAACAGCGCGCCUAUGCGUGUGCGCGCGCGAGAGAGGGAGAGACUUACAACCGGGAGGAGGUUCUUUAUUGAGUUAUUAUUGAUUUUUUACCAAUUUAUUCAUAAUAAUACAUCGAAAUAUAUGUUUAUAAACUUCAGGGAUCCUAUUAUAUGGCUACUGUUACGUGUGAUGCACUCUUUUUAUGUGUC
Spinacia oleracea (spinach) is the source of this 1289-nucleotide messenger RNA. RefSeq lists its product as uncharacterized. The record is from RefSeq and is a predicted model, not a curated record. The coding region runs from base 148 to 1026 and encodes 292 amino acids. NCBI's taxonomy places the organism in Eukaryota, Viridiplantae, Streptophyta, Magnoliopsida, Caryophyllales, Amaranthaceae. Gene Ontology annotation, biological process: endocytosis. Gene Ontology annotation, cellular component: membrane; clathrin vesicle coat. The transcript is spliced from 3 exons.